AAAAGAAAACGGGAAUUCAAAAUUUUAAAUAAAUAGUAUAGUUUUCAACGCGAUUCGCCUCCCAACGGUCAUUUGAUCAAUUCACUUUCUCUGAUCAUUCUAUCCAAACUACUCUCUCCCUCCAAAAGAUCAACUAGAAGAUAGAAAAAAAAAAAAAAAAUCCUUGUUUCAUUCAGAGCUAUGAGAAUGGAUGUUGUUGAUAAGAACGGUCCGUCAUCAUCGACUGCAAUUAAGCACCCUUCAAUCUCCAAAGAUGAGAAUGAGGAAAGCUAUGAAGAAAUGGGAGUAAAUGUGCAAAACUCAAAGAAACCAACAACAAAGCACUAUAUGUCACCAACAAUUUCUGCAGCUUCAAAAGCCAAUCCUCCAAGAAAGAAAAUCUUAGCCGAAAGGAAUGAGUCUCUGGAUAACUCUCUCCAAAAAACGCCCGCAAGUCUUGAUUCAAAAGCCACUUCUAGUACUGAAUUUGAUGAUAAUGAGCAAAAUGUUCUUGUUGAUGAUUUGUCAUCAGGGCCUUAUGACCCCUUAACUAAUUAUCUCUCUCCAAGGCCUAAAUUUCUCCGCUAUAAGCCUAACAGGCGCCAGGAAUUAUUUCUUAGAAGAGAAAAUCAGGCGAAAGAAGGCAAUGAUGAUGGGUUAACCAUUGUUGGAAAUGGUUCGUUGAAGACAGAGAAGGGCAUUAAUAGUGAAGCUAACUUGGCUAGUUCUUGUGGUUCUUUGGCUACUGGUUUUAAUGACGCUAAUGUGAAGCAAGAAAGUGAAUUGAUGGAUGAAAGUGAAGAUGAAUUUGAGGAGGUAUGUGAGGAAGGAGGUUGGGGUUUUAGAGGAAUACUAAAAAUUUUGGUCUUGUUGACUGUUUUGGUGUUUUCUACUUUAUAUAUUUCCUCUAUGAACUCUCCCACACCUCCACCUGUUGUACAAGCAGUUAUGGGUCUUAAGGAUGGGUAUCAUAUGAUACAAGGUCAUAUACAUGAAUUUGUGAUGAGUCUUGAGAGUGGAAAGUACUUAUUGGUUGACAGAGAAGGAACACAAAUGAGUUUUAUUGAUAUAGAUGGAAUUGAGGAAGAAGAGAUGAUUGAAGAUGUAAAGAUCGGAGAAACUGAACACAGUGAUGGGUUGAAUGAAGUGAUGGAGAUAAGAAAUGGAGAAGUCAAAGUUCUAGAGAUGGUUGAAGAUGAAGAGGAAGGAGUAGUAGAUGAGUUUAGAGAAGGGGAAGAAAGUGCAGAUGCCAGCGAUCUUGGAGAGAAGGGAAUAGUAGACGAGGUUUUCAAGGUACAAGCAGGAGAAAGUGCAGAUGCUAGUGAUCUUGAAAUGGCAAGAAUAGGAGAGGUUUCUAAUGAGGUGGCUGCAAAUUCUGAGUUGCAGGGACCGGAAGCUGUUGAAGUGAUUCAAAUGCCCCUAACAAAUGAAUCAAGUGUUCCUAAUACUCUUGAGAAGGAAAAUGAGAUGGUGCAUGAGCCAAUUAAAGAAGAAAUCUUUGAUAGGGAAAUGGGUGGAAUUGGGAAUAUCACUGAUGAUUAUGAUGUCCAUGAAGUUCUUACUCCAAAUGAGGGGCUUAUCAAACACUUGGAAACUGAAUCAAUUCUGAAAGCUGUCAUUGGGUUUUCUGUCUUUUCUUCGAUUGUAGCAUUUCUGGUAUUGGUUCUUCACUUUAGAAAGAACAGAAAUGCAAGCAAGGACUCUCAUCCAGUUGUUGAGCCUUGUUUGGACUCUGUGAUAGCAGAGAAAUGCUGCUCACUGCUUGCUAAUGAAGAAGACAUGGAUAAGCACAUUGAACAUCCUGUUUCAUUUGCCAACUCCAUGUCUCUGAUUAAUUCACUGGAAGAAGAUUCCAAACAAACAUAUGAAAGCCGAGCGCCAACAAUUGAGUUGCUUGGUGAGCUUGUGGUGGGAGAGAUGAGCAGCUCUCUCAGGAGCUGUGGCGUGAAAAGCAGAAUGAUAGAGAGUGAAGUGAGCAGUUAUUCCGUGUCCAUGGAGAAAGGUAUAGGCAGCAAGGCUAAUUCACUUCCUGUUCGUGUGCAGCCAGCUUUAUCACAGAUCUCAAAAAUUAAUUUGCCUUCAUACACUGAUGAGAAGAAAAUUGUGAAGAAAGAGGAGGGAGGAGAUGGAGAAGUCAAUAAAGUACUGGUAACAACUCCUCUGAGACGAUCAAGCAGGAUUCGCAAUCGUCCAAUUGCAUCUCCCUGAUUAUUUCUACUGAGCCUGCUUCAUAUGAAACAGCUUUUCUCUGUUGUUUCAUUUUGCAGCCCACUUCCUCUCACAAGAAUAUUGUCUAUUUUCUUUGUAAUGCUUUCCCCACCAAUAAUUAGGGUUUCCUAUCAUUAUCUUGUAAUGAAUGAAGGUGGAUUCCAUUUGCUAAUAGAUUUAUUACUGAUGAUAA
Hevea brasiliensis (rubber tree) is the source of this 2380-nucleotide messenger RNA. RefSeq lists its product as uncharacterized. NCBI's taxonomy places the organism in Eukaryota, Viridiplantae, Streptophyta, Magnoliopsida, Malpighiales, Euphorbiaceae. The transcript is spliced from 3 exons. The coding region runs from base 181 to 2187 and encodes 668 amino acids. The record is from RefSeq and is a predicted model, not a curated record.